This is a messenger RNA of Polyodon spathula (Mississippi paddlefish), 2970 nucleotides long. It is a transcript of the gene c3h6orf62, whose product is annotated as chromosome 3 C6orf62 homolog. The record is from RefSeq and is a predicted model, not a curated record. The coding region runs from base 1196 to 1888 and encodes 230 amino acids. The transcript is spliced from 5 exons. Lineage: Eukaryota; Metazoa; Chordata; Actinopteri; Acipenseriformes; Polyodontidae.
UCAGCCAUUUUGGGUUGUUUGUUCUUACUGUCUCCGUUUUUCAGCCCAGUGAGGCGAGAGAGAAACGCAUUGCAGGAAUUGAGAAGACAGACCAACGAGCAAAAACGUCGUUUUAUUAAUUAAUUGUAGUAUGGGUCCGCCAGGGAGCAGAAACUGCUGUGUAACAUUUGAAAGAAUGGAGGAUUUCGGCUGGUUGGUCAGUUUAUCUUGACAUGGCUUACUGGAGGGUGGGGGCCAACGUUUAAAAGAAGAAAGAAAAAAGUAAAACUAUUUAAAAACAAGAAAGCGAAUAAAGAACUGAGACGACUUUUCAAUGAUACUUUAAGAAAGGAUGUCAUUGGUGUGUAACCUGUAGCCAUGGCGUUACUAUAAGAGAUUACAAAAUGACGGAGUGUAUUGUAGUUAAGCUAAAAAAGCCGGAACAAGACAGAAUGUAAAAGGCGGAGAAUCAGGCAUUACUCCCAGGCCAUGAUUACGUUGCGUAGUACGGGGAGAUAAGAUGUAGUUGUAUAGUCUCAAAAGACUCGUGACAACCUCCACUAAAUUUACAAUUACUGAGGUAAUAGUAAUGCUAACGAACUCAGAAAUGAUUUCUCAUUUUUUUCCGUUUCCUCUGUUGGUGCCAACUAUGUUUGUUUGGCAUGUGCUUGCAUCUGCCUUGGCCAUUUUUACCUAUCCUUUAAUUACGUGUUCAUAAAAUAGUCACUUAAGACAAAAGUAACACCAGCCAAGAAUGAGGUUGGGAGAAGCCAAACGUGUGUACUUAUUUUAUAUUUGGUAGCAGUUGCGUAGGCAUGGAUUUGGCAGCACCCUUUCAAGUUCUUGUCAUUUGCAUUUAUAAAAAUAAAUCGCAGCUUGGUUUGACUUUUUUCGGUUAGUUUAGGUCACGUUUAUUGUUUUUGGACCCUUUGUUUUACAAGUGACAUCUUUUUGGUGGACUGUUUCAUUCAAUUGGUUUUUCUACAUAUAACUAUGAAAAAUAAUAUAUUUAAAUAAGCUCAGCCCUCCGUAUAUUUUCAUCAUGACUGGAAAAAUGACUUAAAUUAUUUAAGUCUUGUCCUUUAGAAGUAGAAUAGGACUUAAGUAGUGUAAGAUACAUUAUUACUUCUAGUUUCUCAAGAAACUUGCCCCGUGUUCAGAUUUUUUUUUUCAAAAGUAAAUGAAUAAAAAUAGGAAACGCCACCAGUAAUUCACAAUGGGGGACCCAAACUCCCGAAAAAAACAAACUAUGAACCGACUUCGUGCUCAACUUAGGAAGAAAAAGGAAUCGUUAGCUGAUCAGUUUGAUUUCAAGAUGUACAUUGCCUUUGUAUUCAAGGAUAAGAAGAAAAAGUCUGCACUUUUUGAAGUAGCUGAAGUGGUACCAGUUAUGACCAAUAACUAUGAAGAGAAUAUUCUUAAGGGUGUGCGGGAUUGCAGCUACUCUUUGGAAAGUUCCUUGGAGCUUCUGCAGAAGGAUGUUGUGCAGUUGCAUGCACCCCGCUACCAGUCCAUGCGCAGGGAUGUCAUAGGUUGCACCCAGGAGAUGGACUUCAUCCUUUGGCCUCGCAAUGAUAUCGAGAAAAUAGUCUGUCUCCUGUUCUCCAGGUGGAAGGGAUCUGAUGAUGAGCCCUUUAGGCUUGUUCAGGCCAAGUUUGAAUUCCAUCAUGGAGACUAUGAAAAGCAGUUUCUGCAUGCACUGAGUCGGAAGGACAAGGCAGGAAUUGUCAUGAACAACCCUAGCCAGACGCUGUUCCUCUUUAUCGACAGACAGCACUUGCAGACUCCAAAAAACAAGGCCACGGUUUUCAAGUUAUGCAGCAUCUGCCUGUACCUGCCGCAGGACCAGCUGACCCAGUGGGGAGUGGGAAGCAUUGAGGACCACCUCCAUCCCUACAUGCCAGACUAGUAUCUGGGCCAGCAAAACAGGGAAGAGCCCAGACAAUUACAACAGCAAAUUCUCACUUUCUCAUCUCCAGAGUUUAGAAGACAAGUGAACUCGUGCUUGGAACACUCAUAACAAUUCUCAUUCAUCCUGGAUCUAACAUUUUAUGAUUCAUUUUAUUUUUUUGUUGCUAUUUUUGUUUAGAUUUUUAAACCCAUUUGCAUCUCUAAACUUUUUUUUUUUUCUGCAUGAACAUUGUGGUUUGAAAGGCUGCUUUUUGCAGUAGCAUUAUUUUCGCAGAAAUUAGAAAAUUUAAGGAACUCUAUACACACAACAGGAACGUCAAGUCUUAAGGUGGUCUUAUUUUUUGCAGGUCAUGUACUCUUGUCAAAAGCAGUACAGUCUGAAUGUCAGUAUUUACACAGGAUGAUGGAUGAUUCAUAGCAGAGAAAUCGCAUAGGAGUGAAGGCCUACAAGCAAAACAGGUGUUUAACUAUAGCCUAUUAAGUCCUGCAAAUGCAGUGAAAUGUAAGCAGCUAAAAAUGAGGUGGGAAAAUAUUUGGGGUUCAGAGAUUUCUGUUCAAUGUAGGCAUUGUGGUCUUUCUUUUGCUGAGCUGUUUUUGAGUUUGCUGAUACUUUUUGUUGGAUCUCUUUCCCUGAAUUGCUGUACAAGCAUCUAAAAGAUAUUUGUUUUAAGACUUGCACAGGUUAUCGAAAGGUAUACCCUAGAAAAGACCAGAGAUGUAAGUAGCUUCAGAAAAGGUAGCUAAGAUCAUAAUUCUGGUGCAAUAUUGUUAAUGCAAAAUUCUAACUGCAAAAGACAAAUGUUUUCAAUGCAUACAGUCACAUUGUUACCAUGCAAGAAGGUUAUGCAUAACAUUGUAGCUACUGAAAACCGAAUACAUGGAUUUAUAUGUGGGGGAAAUGCAUUUACAGAAAACCUGAGGUACCGAGCAAUUAUACACUGUGGUCAAAAAAAAUGUGAGUGUUUAGAUUUAAGAAUUCUAUUUUGACAUGCAAAGCUGUAACAGAGUUAAUUGUUGCAGUGCUUUCUUUGGCUGGGUAUUUUGUAAGCUGGCUUUACUGGGAAUAAAAGCAUGAAAUCA